AUGUGCAAUGUGCAAGGGACAGAAGCGCCACAGCUGAGGGCUUGGCUACUCCCCUGACCAUACAUGGCGUGACAAGGGCUUUCCUGGGACUGUCUCUAGCGCUGCCUCUGCAGCAUUCCCAGCUGGUGUCCUACAAAUGGGAGACACUGGCCCACAGUGCCAGUGACAGAGAAGCUUGCCAAGGGAGCCUGGUAGAGAUGAGCUUUUCGCUGAACUUCACGCUGCCAGUGAAUACGACUCCCUCUCCAGUUGCCCCGAGCACCAAAGCCGAUGACUGUGGUCCCUCUAUUGGCCUAGCAGCCGGAAUCCCGUCCCUGCUGGCCACAGCCCUGUUGGUGGCCUUGCUGUUUACCUUGAUUCAGCGAAGAAGAAGCGUCGAUGAGCCCUUUGAGGAAAGUGAGAGACCAUGUGAAAUUUCAGAACUCUAUGACAAUCCCAAAGUCUCUGAGAAUCCUAGGCGGUCACCCACACAUGAGAUGGACCCACAAGGUACCCAGGAAGGCCACAUAUAUGUGAAGACAGUCUCUGGAAGUGAGGAGCCCUUGCCUGACACUUAUCGUCGCCCUGAAGAAAUGGAGAGAAGGAGAGGACUGUGGUGGCUUGUGCCCAGACUGAGCCUAGAAUGAUGUAGUUUCAUCAGGGAGCUGACCCGGAACUGGAAUCUGUGCUUAGGAACUGUGCCGGUGAGGAUCAGCUGCCUCUCACUGCACAUAAAUUUAUUUAUAGGUCGGGGGUGUACCUGGGUUGCUUUUCCUCAUUAGGGGUGCUGUAAUAAGGUUCAGUCAACUUCAGGCCUUGUAGUUUUAAUCAUCAGUACAAGCCAGGUGACUUUCUGUGCAUUCAGACGAGUCCCUUUUGUCCUGUUUCUUAAUCCAGAGAAGUCUGUUUUUGGGAAAUGGACCUGGUUUCUAAGUGUCCUGCCUUCACCGCUUCCCCCUCCAUCUCUUAUCUUUAAAAAAGCAAAUAAAUGAAGCUAUGGGAGUUGUAUUUUUCCGGGUGCAUUGGCUAAGGUCGGCUUGGCACAAGUUAGGACAUGAGUGAAAUUUAUGGAAGACAUGUGAAAGAAGCCAUUUCUUUCUCUGAAUAUCUCAGGGCAAAACUCACAUGGAGCCGCACAUGCCCAACACAGGGAAGCAUGUGGCUAGACCGUUUCACACAGCAGAGAAGGGGUCAUGGGCUUUUGAGUCAAACCUGCCCCCCAGCAGCUGUGAGAAUUUGGACAAAGUCACCUACAUUCCCCAAGCCUGCUUUGGGUCUUAUAAAAGAGGGGAGAAUAUUCUGUGUUUUAUUCAGGUACCAGAAAAAUUGCAAAAGGAAGGAAGGGAAGCAUUUUCCACCAAGUAGACACUAGAAACAUUCACUUCCCCUACUCACCCCGCUCUUCCCACCUCUUCCCAUCCCAUCUGUCUGAUCAAGUCAAACGAUGGCUCUGCAGAAUUUGUCAACCAUAGUCACAAAAUUGAGAAGGAAGUACAUCUAAAAGUAACUCCAGUUUCACUAGAAGUCUGCACCCUGAACUCUGAACAUCAUUUGCCCUCGUAUGUCAACCAACUCUCAAAUUCCCAGUACAGAGACCCGCGCUACACAUUACACAUUAAUCUCCAGGAUGCUAAUGCCUUUGAUGAUUAAUCUUCACUGGGGACACUUACAGUCGCCAUGGAAACACACCUCUAGAAAGGGUUAACAGAGCAAAAAGAUCUGUGUGAAUGUGAGAAGCACCAUUCCCUGGGCUUGGACUUCUGGACUGAAUAAAAGAGAUUUCAAGUUGAGCACACAAAGUUCAUCCCCCUCUGCUUCCCGACUACAGAUAAAAUGUGUGAUCAGCUGCCGCAUGCUCCUGCCAUCUUGCCUUCCCAGCUGUGGCGGACUGUGUACCUUCAAACUGUGAGCCAAAACAAAUCUUUCCACCCUUAAGUUGCUUUUAUCAGGCAUCUAAUCCUAACAAUGAGAAGUAACUAAUGUAAAAUUGGUAUUCAUGGUUUAGUGGCUUUCUUUGCAAUGAUGAAUUUUGUUUUGAAGUAUCACAAAGAAAAGAUGUUUGUGAGGAAGAGAGAUAAAGAGGAUCAAAGAUGAACACAGGAACAAAGGGAUGGGUUAGUAUAUCUACACCUGCCAUUCAAGGGAAAUCUAGCGGCAACUUUACCAGCUUGGGCCAGACCUUUGCCUUUACUUCCCCAGAUGACUUCCAGGUGGUCUGGUCACAGCUCCUUCUGAUGCAUGGCCACUGCCUUGGACAGGCCAUGCUUCACAGUGGGAGAGAUGAGGUCUCAGAGCAUCUCUGGGAGCAAUCCCAGUCCCCAUGAGCCACUCUGAUAUCUUAGGGAGCCAACUUUUCUCAUAUGGGGCCUCUGGAUGUUCAGAAAUGAUCCUAUUUCUUGAAUGGGGAAUAGUUCUAUAACCACAAUGACCACCUUUCAAAGUCCCUCUAAAAUUAAAAAAAAAAAAUGUCUUUCAUGGGCCCAGCUCCUUAGAUAAGCUCAUGUGGAUGGCUUCAAGCAGCCAUGUCCGAGGAUGCCCAGCAUUCUCUUUUCUUGUGUGGUGGAAAAGGACCUUGGACUCCCUGAGAACCUGAUCAGAGUAGGACUUAUAACUUUGACAUAGAUGGGUGUCAGCUCCAGCUCAUAAUGUUGGCCACCUAGGGCCUCAAUCCUGUGGUGAUAAAAAUGAUCCAGAGAGCAUCGAAGAAGCCUGAAUGAAAUACACUUAUCAGUGAGCUUUGUAAUUGGUAAAGUAAGGUAUGACUGUGUUUCAGAUACUUUAAUUCUACUUACAAUCAAUUGCUUAGAAUCUUUAUUUCAAAUUGUUUUCACUAAAAUUUUGAGAGUCAGCAUUUCUUUUGGUACAAACACUUAUUUUGUAAUCUAGUGAAAAAUA
Messenger RNA from Chionomys nivalis (European snow vole), 2874 nucleotides. It is a transcript of the gene Opalin, whose product is annotated as oligodendrocytic myelin paranodal and inner loop protein. Gene Ontology annotation, cellular component: cell-cell contact zone; plasma membrane. The transcript has 6 exons. The coding region runs from base 198 to 626 and encodes 142 amino acids. The record is from RefSeq and is a predicted model, not a curated record. Lineage: Eukaryota; Metazoa; Chordata; Mammalia; Rodentia; Cricetidae.